Molecule: messenger RNA, 1119 nt
Organism: Vicia faba (fava bean)
Lineage: Eukaryota; Viridiplantae; Streptophyta; Magnoliopsida; Fabales; Fabaceae
Source: the annotation of a GenBank genome assembly
AUGCUGUCUACUAGUGCUGCUGCUCAGCUUCCCUGUUGCUGGUACCGCAUUCCCAGCCAUCUUAAUGUCCAUCAUCGUACCCGACAAAAGAGAAAACUCACCACUCUAUCACUUGCCAAUGCAGAUAACCAAAUCCCUCUCAGAAACUUCUACAGUCUAAGUCUUCCUCCGACAUACAGUUGCUGCAACGGGAUAGAAAGCAAUUACAAGUCUAGAUACAAUUCCGGUUCAGAUCAGAACGACAGAAACCUAUUCCUUAUUAAAUUCUUCUCACUUGCUGACUCAGAAGACACCAGUAAUCAAAAUCUAGAAAACAAAAACCACAAUCAACAUCAAGUAGACAGACAAGGGGAAUUCAAGGAAAACGACACAAAGAGUGCACUUUUCACUAAGAUGUGGUGGUUUGAUUUGAAAGCGGCAUUCGGCCAAAGCAUCAACUUUGAGGGCAUUCUUUGUUCAACUAUGGUGAUCUUAAAAGACCCACAUUUGGCACUGCCCCAUAUUUCAGUUCGUGAUAUAAGAUACAUUGACUGGGCUGCUCUACGUCGAAAGGGAUUUAAGGGUGUUGUCUUCGACAAAGAUAAUACUAUUACAGCACCCUACUCUUUAACUCCCUGGCCUCUGCUCGAGUCUUCACUGGAAAGUUGUAAAUCAGAGUUUGGUCAGGAUAUUGCUGUAUUUAGUAACUCAGCUGGACUUCGUGAGUAUGACCAUGAUGGUUCAAAAGCUAGGAAUCUCGAGAGUGCAAUUGGAAUUAAAGUUAUCAGACACAGGAGAAUUGACUCUGCGAUAAUUGUUGAUAUGUGCAAGUUUGCUGCUGCAGGAGUGAAGAAGCCAGGUGGCACAGCUGAAGAAGUUGAAAAGCAUUUUGGCUGUGAUUCAUCACAGUUAAUCAUGGUGGGUGACCGUCCCUUCACUGACAUAGUCUAUGGCAAUCGAAAUGGAUUUCUUACUAUCUUGACAGAGCCAUUGAGUCUUACCGAGGAGCCAUUUAUUGUUAAGCAGGUGAGGAAGCUAGAAACCACAUUUGUAAAUUACUGGUCUAGAAAAGGAUUGAAGCCACUUGAGCAGAAGCUAUUGCCAGAUCCCAGAUAUUGUGUCAAAGAGCCACGUCCUUGA